Dicentrarchus labrax (European seabass) is the source of this 2634-nucleotide messenger RNA. It is a transcript of the gene micu3b, whose product is annotated as mitochondrial calcium uptake family, member 3b. The transcript has 15 exons. The coding region runs from base 43 to 1491 and encodes 482 amino acids. The record is from RefSeq and is a predicted model, not a curated record. Gene Ontology annotation, molecular function: calcium ion binding. Gene Ontology annotation, cellular component: uniplex complex. Gene Ontology annotation, biological process: calcium import into the mitochondrion; mitochondrial calcium ion homeostasis. Lineage: Eukaryota; Metazoa; Chordata; Actinopteri; Moronidae.
GCUCUUUCCCCCCCUGGUUACGACACCUUAGUGUAAACAGACAUGGCUUCCCUGCGCAGGCUUGUACAGUCACUCUCUAACAGCUCCAGAACAACAGGGACGUGGACGCAAGCGACAACCUCGAAGGCGACAAAAGCGCUUAAAGUUAUCGCGGCUGGAGCGUGCGUCACGGCGGCGGGGGUCGGUGCUGCGUAUUACUGCUACCCGGCUGUCGGUAGGCGCACCGGAUUGAAGAGCCAUGUCGAGGCUCGACUCUUUCAUCUGGCGUUGCCAUCAGUUUCUGCCACCGAUAAGGCCAGGACCUAUGAUCUGGAUGAUGGAGACGUGUACAUGUCGUCCUUUGAAAACAGAUUUCGCCUGUUCAGUUCGGUGGAGUAUGAGGGCCAGCUCUACAUGACGCCGCUCAACUUCAUCGAGUCCAUCACACUGAAUGAACCCAAGAGUAGGAGAGCGUGGAAGUCCCUCACAAAAAAGGAAUUAGACAAGAUGCUGGCUGACACCCCGCCUGUUUGGAAAGGAUCAUCUAAUUUGUUUAGAAACCUUCGCGGACGAGGUGUCAUCAGUUACACAGAGUAUCUGUUCCUGCUCUGCAUUUUAACAAAGCCCCAUGCAGGCUUCAGGAUUGCUUUCAACAUGUUUGAUGCAGAUGGGAAUGAAAUGGUGGACAAAAGGGAGUUCUUGGUGCUGGAGGAAAUUUUCCGUAAGAAAAAGGACAAAAAGGAAGUUGCUGAAGACGUGCAAAGAUUUGACCAGCAGAGCCUGCAGCUGUACGGGCAUCACAAACCCCCGCCACACAGUGUUCUUAAAAAAGACAGUCAGCAUGUGGAGGCCCGGGGCAUGUGGGAUGUUCUCAGACGUGGCACAAGUCAAGUUCUGUUUUCUGAUCUCACUGAGCACGUGGAUGAGAAAACAGAGACAACGCUGCUGGUGCAUUUCUUUGGGAAAAAAGGCAAAGCCGAGUUGAAAUUUGAAGAUUUCUACGAGUUCAUGGACAACCUGCAGACAGAGGUGCUUGAGAUAGAGUUCCUCUCCUACUCCAAAGGCCUGCCCACCAUCAGCGAGGAAGACUUCGCUCGCAUCCUCCUUCGCUACACCAACGUGGACGACGUCAGUGGGUAUUUGGAGAACGUGCGCCACAGCAUUCCAGAUGAAAAGGGAAUCACCUUUGAGGAGUUCAGGUCUUUCUUCCAGUUCUUAAACAACCUGGAGGAUUUUGCCAUCGCCAUGCAAAUGUACAACUUCGCCAACCGCUCCAUUGGUCAAGAGGAGUUUACCCGCGCGGUCUACGUGGCUACAGGCAUCAAGCUGACCCGCCACUUGGUCAACACGGUGUUCAAGAUCUUCGACGAGGAUCGCGACGAUAAACUCAGCCACAAGGAGUUCAUCGGUGUCAUGAAGGACCGGCUGCAGCGCGGUGGCAGGGGUGUCAGAGUGGAAGAGAAGUUCACCUCUUUUAAGACGUGCAUGAAGAAGGAGCUCUCAUUCAAAUAGGUAAAAAAAUCUCAUCAUCCAUCAUCGGUGCAUGUCUUACAGUCGGGAUGAGCUUUGCCUGCUUUGUGCUUUCUACUAGGACAGAAGGGUUAUCUUAUUGCAUAAUUGUAGAAGUUUUAAAAAAUAAACAGGAUGUUGCACAAACAGGAUGUGGUCAGAUUAAUGGGACGUUGUUGCAAGUGGUAAAAAAAACAAAAACAAAAGAAUGAACCAUUAUGAAGCUAAUGAGAUCCAUGAGAAUGAAAUCCACUUAACUCAGUGCUGCAGUGGUCUAAUUAAUGCCUAAUCGCUUUUGCCUGCUCAGAAGAUAUUGAACUAUUUAUUGACUCAUCUACAUGUAAAUAUAUGUAUCCGUUUAUGAUACUUAACUGAUUCUAUUUAUUUAUCUAACUUAUCUAUCUGUUGUCUUAUUAUUGCUCUGUAUUGUUCGGUUUGAUUCUCCUUUUUGUCCUGAGCCUGAUUCUGUACGGCUCACACACUUUGUCCUUCUGUCGGCUCUGCAGCCCCCUGCACAGAUCAGCUUAGGAAGGCACCUCCCACUCCUCCCCACCUUCCUCCCCCUCCUCCUCCUCCUCUCUCCCAAAGCGCUGCAGCUAAAAUCCUCCAGGAUCCCCCCACUGUUUAACUACAGGCAGCUAACAGUGUUAAUCAUUUCUUGGCUGGUUAAGACAAGUGCUAUUUUAAUGCCACUGGCAGGGAAGACUUCUUUAUAAAUAAAUAUGCAGAAUAUUAAAGCCAUAUGUUUGUUCCACUCUUGGGACACUCAGCUUAAAUUAGUGUUGGGUUUAAAAGAGCAAUAUAUUAAAAUGACCUUCCCUUUAAACUUUGUAAGAAGGAGUUUACACUUUAUCUUCUUCUUUAUAGAAAUUCUCACUUGUAAUACUGCUAUAAUAUGUUACUGAGGGAUUCUUAACCAUGAAUGUUUCCUGGUGUAAUGUUUGCUUGGUGUGGAGUUACGUACUGCAAAUGACUGACUGAAGAUAAUCAACAUGCUGUACAAGAUUAAUGGGUUUGUUUUUGGAUGUGAGUUUUGGAAACUUCUCGCCAUAUGUCACUCUUUUAAAUUGGGCCUCGACUGUUACACUGACGUUAGAGCGCAGUUGCAUUUAUAUUGACAUUGUGCAAUAAAUAUACUAUAAAAUA